AUGAUCUUACGAAGACUUGGACCAAUCCCAAUUACUUUACUUUCUGGAUUCUUAGGAGCAGGUAAAACCACCCUUCUAGAACAUAUACUUACUGCUAGUCAUGGAUUGAAAAUUGCAGUAAUUAUUAAUGAUGUUUCCAAGUUGAACAUUGAUGCUGCAUUACUUCAAAACCAUAAAGUAACUAACAAAGAAGAAAAAUUAAUUCAAUUACAAAAUGGUUGUAUAUGUUGUACAUUAAGAGGUGAUUUACUUGAAGAAUUGGUAUCCUUGGCUAAAUCUAAGGCUUUCCAGUAUAUUGUAAUUGAAUCAACUGGUAUAUCUGAACCUAUGCAAGUUGCUGAGACUUUUACUACUGAAUUCAGUGAAAUGCUUUUAAAUUCACAAGAGGAAAUGGAUGAGAACGAAUCUAAAAUAUUAAAAGAAAUUAUUAGCAAAGGUGGAUUACACAAGCUAACUAAAUUAGAUACUUGUGUAACUAUGAUAGACGCUUUAAACUUUUUCAAUAAUCUUGAAACAAUUGAUUUCUUAAUUGAUAGGUAUGGAGAUCAUGGAUCUGGAGAACAAGAAAGAACAAUAACAGAUUUACUUAUUGAUCAAAUUGAAUUUGCCGAUGUGAUUAUUAUUAACAAAGUCUCAACUGUUUCCAAGGCUAAGUUAAAGAGAAUUGAAAAAAUGAUUCAUACAUUAAAUCCAGUAGCCAAAAUCAUUAAAACGGAUUAUGCUAAAGUAGAUAUUAAACAAGUUGUGAAUACCAAGUUGUUUAAUUUCGAUAAAGCUCAGACUUCUGCUGGUUGGUUACAAAGUCUUAAUGAAAUGACAGUUAGACAAGGAUUUGGAACUAAAAAUAAAAGCACAGUGACUCCUAAACCAGAAACUGAAGAAUACGGCAUUAAUAACUUUAUUUAUAGAGCGAAAAGACCAUUUCAUCCAGAAAGAUUAUUUGAUGUUAUAAAGGAUAAGUUUGUUAUCAUCGAAAGAUCACUGCCAAAUGAGCUGAAUGAGGACCAAAAUGACUUAGAAGGUGCAACAGAACAAGAAGAAAACGAUGAAGAAGCAGAGAGUGACGAAGAAGAAGAAAGUGUAGACGAAGAAGAAGAUGAAGAUGAAGAUAUUGCUACUGCCGAAAAGGAGUAUAUUCAUAAUAAGAAGAAAUCGGCUUUUGGUCCUGUGUUAAGAUCUAAAGGUUUUAUUUGGUUAGCUUCUAGAUACAUCAGUAGAGGCGAAUGGUCUUCAGCAGGUUCAAUGUUGACCAUUAAUGGAGGUAUUCCAUGGUUUGAUGUAAUAGGAAUUCCACCUACCACCAAAGAAGCAGCUAAACUAAUUAAAGAAGAAUUGAAACAAAAAUACGGUGAUAGACGGAAUGAAAUUGUAUUCAUUGGUUUAAACCUUAAUCCUACUAAAAUCACCAAACUUAUGGAUUCUUGUUUAGUGACCGACGAAGAACUUGAGCAAAUGGAUAAAGUAUUGAAAUCAGAGAAGAAAUUAAUCAAUAUUGAGAGGAAAUUGCAAAAGGUCUUUGCUGAUGGAUUUGAAGAUUGGAUCGUUUUGGAUGAUGAACCUGAAGCUCAGGAGGAGAAGUCAAUUGAUAAUCACAAACACAAUCAUAAACAUCGUAAAUAGUCG
This is a messenger RNA of Scheffersomyces amazonensis, 1623 nucleotides long. RefSeq lists its product as uncharacterized. The transcript has a single exon. The record is from RefSeq and is a predicted model, not a curated record. NCBI's taxonomy places the organism in Eukaryota, Fungi, Ascomycota, Pichiomycetes, Serinales, Debaryomycetaceae. Bases 1 to 1620 code for a protein of 539 amino acids.